Molecule: messenger RNA, 759 nt
Organism: Arctia plantaginis
Lineage: Eukaryota; Metazoa; Arthropoda; Insecta; Lepidoptera; Erebidae
Source: the annotation of a GenBank genome assembly
AUGACUGUUAAGAGGAUUAUUGUAUACGGCGGUCGUGGGAAUCUUGGGUCUACAUGCGUCAGCCAUUUCAAAGCAGCUAACUGGUGGGUGGGGAGCAUUGAUUAUUUCAAAAACGAGCAUGCGGACGCAAAUGUCGUUAUACCCAAAGAUUUGUCGUGGCUGGAACAAGAAGAACACGUGAUGCAUGAGUUAAGCGGCAUUUUGGAUAUAAAAAAAAUAAAUACCGUCGCUUGCGUUGCUGGUGGUUGGACUCCUGGAAAUGAAGUUAAAAGCCUGUCUAGACACGCAGUCCUUACUUGGAAGCAGUUCGUCUGGCCAUCUUCUAUUGCAGCCUCAGUUGCCGCUAAAUAUCUCGCGCCAGGCGGCGUGCUUACGUUUACAGGGGCUCAAGCUGCACUGAGAGGUACACCAGGUAUGAUUGGAUAUGGAAUGGCUAAAGCGGCCGUUCACCAACUCACUAAGUCUAUUGGUGCUAAAAAUUUUGGUUUAGCACAGGAUUCACUAGUAGUAGCAAUACUUCCUAAGGUAUUGGAUACUCAGGCGAAUAGACAAUUGAUGCCUGAAGCUAAUUUCAGUUCAUGGACGCCUCUUAGUUUCGUUGCCGAAUUAUUGUUGACAUGGUCAAAGGGUAUAGCACGCCCACCUAGUGGUAGCUUGGUCGGUCUUAUUACAAAGAAUAAUAUUACUACGCUUGUUAUGGAAGACGAACUAAUUCGUAGUGUACAUCCACAUAAAGAAGAUUUAGAAAUAGAUUCUUAA